GGCGAAUUCAAACGGAAGAUGAAAAAUGGCCGCGGAGAAAGACACCGAUGUAAAUAAACGAGACAAAAGGGGCACAAUGUGCAAUGUUGUGAUCAGUCAGGAUGCAGAAUCAGGCAGCAGUGGUGACGGCCGUCUGCCCAUCAUCUUCAAUCCAGACUUCUUUGUGGAGAAACUGCGUCAUGAGCGUCCUGAAGCCUUCACUGAGCUGGUGCUGAGUAACAUCACACGGCUCAUUGACCUCCCUGGUGCUGAAUUCUCCCAGUUACUGGAGGAUGAGGAACCCAAGACUCCCAACGGCACCGUGGCAGGAGGAUUUUUCCGCUCCUUCAACUUCCUUAAACGCAAAGAUAAAGGUGUUGUGUUUGGUAUGCCACUAACAGAGGAAGGAAUAGCCCACAUAUAUCAACUAAUCGUUUACCUCAGCAAAAAUCUGCAUGUGGAGGGUCUUUUCCGGGUUCCUGGGAACAGUCUGAGGCAGCAAACACUGAGAGAGCAGCUCAACACUGGAGCUGAUAUUGACUUUGGCUGCGGUGACUUCCAUCCCAACGAUGUCGCCACCCUCCUAAAAAGCUUUCUGGGAGAGCUGCCUGAGCCCCUUCUGACGCACAGGCACUUACACGCGCACCUGAAAAUUACAGAACUGACCAUGUUUGACGACCGAGGUAAUAAGACGAGUUUGCCUGAUAAAGAGCGUCAAAUCGAGGCGUUACAGCUGCUGCUGAUGCUGCUGCCCACUGCGAACCGCACACUGCUUAAACUACUGCUGGAUCUGCUCUACCACACCGCCAAACAACAGGACAAGAACAAGAUGUCUGCGCACAACCUCGCACUCAUGUUUGCACCUCAUGUCAUCUGGCCCAAGAACAUGAAUGCCAGUGAUCUUCACGAGAACCUGAAGAAGCUGAACAGUGGAAUGGCAUUUCUCAUCAAACAUUCGCAGAAGAUCUUUCGGGCGCCGGCCUAUCUGAGGGAGCAUGCAAGACUUCAGUUUGCAAACACCAAAAUCAUUCACUCCAAGGAUGAUCUUGAACUUUUAUCAGUCAGCGGUUCUCCUUUCAUGUCGGCGUUUAAGAGGAGUGGAGCACGAGUGGGUUUAGACUCUGAUAAUCACACAGAAGAAGCGCUCAAAGAGCUCUAUCGACACGUCAGUGAUAAAAUGCCAAACUCUGCCAAGAAGAAAAAGCUCAUCAGACAGCUUGGCAAGCAGUCUACCCCAGGGACCCCUGUCAAUGAGAAUACGACUCCUACUAGUAAAAAACACACCCGCUCUCGCUCCUUUGGUGGUCUUAUCAAGAGGAAGGUUUUGGGGAACCAGCUCACAGCAGACAGAAGAGGUCGACACGUGUCUCCACAGACUGUUACUGCAGAUCCAGGGAAGGAGAACAUCAACUGUGAGCUGGUGAGCUGAAGCCCUAUCCCCAGCUGAUGAUGUCGGCAGUACUGUAUUCAGGAUGUCCCGUCAUCAUCUUCAGUGUGAAAUGUGCCUACAUAGAAGACUUCAAUCUAAACAGCUGGAGCCAUUAGAGUUUAUAUUUUAAUAAUUUUAUUUAUUUCUUUUUAUUCUGUAUUUUAACCUACUGAAAAUUGAGUCUGAUGAUUCCAAAUGUUUUUUCAUAGCGUGAAACUGUUACAUCAGGUGUGCACGGGCAAACCACUAGUCUGUUACACUGGGCAUUUUAAACUGACCCGUGAUAACCAUCGCUAAUGAACUUACUCAUAUUUGCAGUGUGUAUAUAAAGUGUAAAUUAUGAAAAUUUACGGAGUUUUUUUUUAGGUGUCUUAGUGCCUUCCUGAGCCUAUAUCCUACAAAUAUUUUUUUCUCUAAUUCUUUUUUUUUUAUCUGAAAAAUGUUUUGCUCUCUAAAAAAAAAUGCUUUUUUUUAGAAAUGUUUUUCUCUCAAUUUUUUUGUCUCAAUUAUUUUUUUUCAAUGUUUUGUUUUACCUACAGAAUCUUUAAAAAUAAAAAUAAUAAUGUUUCUUGCUAGAUAACAAUUAGUAUGUGGUACCAACCUUGCCAACCAGAUGCCACUAUCAGCAUGAAAUCUUAUGUUUAGAAAGUGACAGAAUGUCUGUAGUACUUUAUCGAUUUAUAGUUAAUAACAAGAAUGUUUAACAAAUCAUAAUAAAAAAAUUAACAUAAAACGUUAGACCAUCUUCUAAUUCAUGAAACGAAUAUGCCUCAGGUUACAUACGUUUCAUAUGGCAUUUAGAGAGUUUUUCGUAUGGCAUAUUGCGUUUCUUUGAUGCAAAAAAAAUAAUAAUUCUAUAAAAAACAAUCUUAGGACAUACAGUAGGCUGACGAAAGCACUAAGACAACUAAAAAAUGUUUUCACCUGGUUAUUUUUUUCCCACCUUGCGGUUCAGGGCUUCCAUAGGAAAUGUGUAGCACGUUAUAUAUCUGGCCUGUAUAUUAACUUGCAUUAAUCCCUCAGUUUAUGCUAUAGUCAGAUAGUAAGGCAAUGGGAGAGGCAGCUAACACUAUAAAGUGUAACAGCUGUACAUUUAGUCGCUAAAAUGUAUUACUAAGAAUAUAAGAAGUUGUCCUUGUGUUUGUUUACAUAUAGAUAUUUGCCUUAACUCUGUGAGCAUAAAGAGCAUGUGAAUGGUAGUAACUAAUGUGUCUCACUCAAAAUGUGAUAUUUUUUAUAUAUGAUAAUGCUUAAAAGUUGCUUAAAAGCAUUGCGAGGCUCAUUUUGUGAACAACAGGAAAAAUGUGAUUUAUUUUAAAUGCUUUAUGGUGCUUUACAACUACAGUUAAUCAAGUUUAUUGUGAAUAAAAAUACCAUCACAGUAUACAAUAAUUUGAGUUUUUCACAACCAUAUUUUCCAUAUACUGAGAGAAGCUUUAUUAAUUUGAUGUUUAUUAAAUGCGGGUAUCUCUCAGGGGACUUUGUGAUGUGUUAAGAAGGUUUGUGUAUGUUACAAAUGUGAUGGCAAUGGAUUGGUUUUAUAAUUGUUAAAGGGAUGGUGUUUUGAUAUUUGUCAAAGGUUUGAGUCAAAUUUCACUGUAUAUUAAACAUACUGAGGAUUAAGAGAAUAUUAUGGUAAGGAUUAGUUGGAUUAUGUGAAGUGUUAAGAAGAUCGGUGUGAGCGAGCGGGAUGUUGCAUGUGUGUUAACUUGCAGUUGGAUCAGUCGGAAUUAAAGUAUGUUGUGAAGGGAAUUAUUGCUAGUUUUUGGCUUUGAUCCUCAAUGUCUCCUGUGAUGUCUUAUUUCUUUUAUGAUCUUAAAGUGCUUAAAGUCUGUUUGUGUUGUGAUGUCACUUCCUUUCAUUGUCAUUCAUAUUGUUCUUUUUAAAUGUGCACGAUGCGUUCCCUGUUGAAUACUAAAGUCUUGCCAAAUUGCUUUGCAAUUUUUACUAGAUAUGACCAUUUAAAAUGCUCUAAUUUAGACAAAAAAAUCAGUUUGUUAUGGUUUAAGUAAAUUGGUCCACUGAAAUGUAUAAAAAGGAGCCAUCUAUCUGGAAAUACGAGGCGGUGCUGCAUCAAGUUUAUAUGGUUUACUAAUGGUGGAUUUUAAAAUGGUCAUUGGUCUAUUUACAAAUGUUUCCCGUUAAUCAGAAACGCUCUCAUUUUAAAAGUGUAUCUGAAAACUUAAAUUGAUGACAUAAAUGGCUUCUCUGAAUUUUUGGAUGUUGGGAAAUUGUGCAUUUUUGUUAAGUGUGGAUAUUUCUAUAUAGUGUGUGUGUUUGUAUGUUUGUAAUAUUUGGGAGAGGGCAUUUGAUGAUUUGAUCUAUUGUACAGAUGGUAUCCUGGAGUUUGGGCAGUUUGGCAUAUGCAGUACUAGUAAAGCUGUGAUAUAAACUGAAUUGGAAAAUGUAUCUACAAUAAUUGGCUUUUCAAAUGAAAAGGCCUACAAGUAUUGGGUUCUUCAAUGUUACAGUGUUUAGGAGUGCAGUUAUUUUUAAAUAUAAAUAUGUUUCUUUGUAUUUUAACUGUGAAACUUUUGUACAUAUGUCAGCUGCUGAUGUGCAAUGGACGCUUCAGUGUAUUUCAUUUUGUAUUAAAACUUCAAC
Myxocyprinus asiaticus (Chinese sucker) is the source of this 4012-nucleotide messenger RNA. RefSeq names its product rho GTPase-activating protein 19-like. The record is from RefSeq and is a predicted model, not a curated record. Gene Ontology annotation, molecular function: GTPase activator activity. The coding region runs from base 26 to 1408 and encodes 460 amino acids. Gene Ontology annotation, biological process: signal transduction; regulation of small GTPase mediated signal transduction. Gene Ontology annotation, cellular component: cytoplasm. NCBI's taxonomy places the organism in Eukaryota, Metazoa, Chordata, Actinopteri, Cypriniformes, Catostomidae. The transcript is spliced from 11 exons.